Molecule: messenger RNA, 1173 nt
Organism: Ascoidea rubescens DSM 1968
Lineage: Eukaryota; Fungi; Ascomycota; Saccharomycetes; Ascoideales; Ascoideaceae
Gene: SLP1
Product: Slp1p
Exons: 2
Biological process (GO): protein folding in endoplasmic reticulum
Cellular component (GO): cytoplasm; membrane
Source: RefSeq, a predicted model, not a curated record
AAAUCAUCUAAAAAAAGAUUCAAUUAUGCCUCUAUAGAUUGUGCAGCGACUAUAAUUCAAGCAAAUCCGGAAUCAAAAAAUUCCUUUUCUAUCUUAUCUGAAAAGAAAAACUCUUAUCUAUUAAAUAAAUGCUCUUCAAAGAAUAAUUUCAUUAUAAUCGAAUUGUGCGAAGACAUCCUAAUUGAUCUAAUAGUGCUAGCCAAUUUCGAAUUUUAUUCUUCAAUUUUUAAAAAAAUUAAAUUUUCAAUAUCAAUUAAUAAUCAAAAUUAUCAGCUCUUGAAUCAAUUCACUGCUAAAAAUAUUAGAGACUAUCAAUUUUUCAAAAUUAAAAACCCCUUAUUUUUUGCUAAAUAUUUAAAAAUUGAAAUCUUAUCUCAUUAUGGCAAUGAAUUUUACUGUCCAAUUUCAAUACUAAAAGUUCAUGGCAGAACAAUGAUGGAUGAAUACAGACUAGAAGAAGAACACUCUUUAUCUCAAUUAUCAAUUAAUAAUCAAUUAAUGAAUAAUGAUCUUAAUCAUAACGAAAAUGAUAUUGAAAUUGAAAUUGAUAAUAACAAUAACAAUAAUUAUGAUAAUAAUAUCAAAAAUAAAAAUAAAAAUAUUCAAAAUGAUCCCGAUUUUGAUUAUGAUGAUGAUAAUAAUAAUAUCAAUUUUAAUAUUCCUCUAUCAACUAAACAUAUUUCAAACCCAGAUUCAACUUCCCUAUCAAUUGAACAAGUCGAACAAGUCGAACAAGUUUCAACUCAAGAAUCUAUCUAUAAAAAUAUAAUGAAAAGAUUGAUUUUAUUAGAAUCAAAUGCGACUUUAUCUUUAUUAUACAUAGAAGAACAAAGUAAAUUAUUAUCAAAUGCCUUUAAUAAAUUAGAGAAAAAACAAACAAUUAAAUUUAAUAAAUUAAUCUCUAAAUUCAAUUCAACGAUUUUAAAUCAAAUUAAUAAUUUGAAAUCUUUAUAUACAGCAUUUGAAAAUGAUUCAAAACAUUUAUUUAAGAAUCAGGCCGAUAAUCAUCAUAAAUUAUUAUUAAAAACUAAUCAGCAGAUCGAUUUCUUAAAUAAUCAAUUAAAAUUUCAAAACAAAAUCAUCAUCCUAAUAUCCAUUGUAUUAACUUGUUUAUUAAUAUACAUCAUAUUAACCAAUGAUACAUAUAUCGAAACAGAAUAUGUCGAGGAUGAU